UGCGGCCGAAAAAAAUGACAUAUCAAGGCAUAUGAUAGCGGUGAACAGAAGAAAAGCCCAUCGGAUCAGUCCCAAGUCACACCACAGUUGUUUCAGUCUUUCAGUUCAGACACAAAACAAAUUUUUGACAUGAUGCAUCAUCAAAGCAAUUGGAACAAAGUAAAACCUUGAGUUCAGUUAGUAUAUUACUCCUAUAUGUUUUAGAUUGAAAUCCAACCAAAAACCUUUUUUCCCUUUUAAUUUUUGCCCCCAUUGAAAUGGAACCCUGUGAAGGCAAUUAUUUGAUGGAAUCAACCAAAGAACCCAAAUCCCAAAUGACAAAAUUUUACAAGAAUAUUGAAGAAAGGGGGGAAAAAAGCUGAGCCCUUUUUGUCAAAUGACAGAGGGCAUAUAAACUUUAGUACUAGUAGGUGGAUGAUUCAGAUUUUCAGAUUCAGAGCACAAACCCUAAAAAUGCCAUGCUCAUCAGUCAGAAGAGAGAGCAAAGGCCAAAGAGGGGCAUGCCUUGCUGGACCAAAGGGACAGACAGAGAGCCAAUUGAGGAUAUAGAGGAUGGCAGAAGAUUUUGUUACUGUGAUUUGACUAAAGCAUUAUUAUAAAACCAGAAGAGGGGAAAAGAAAAGAAGAAUUAAAACAGUGAAAGAUAAUCAGUCAAAUUUCAAUAUACACUGCUCAGUAGUAAAUGCAUUCUUUCCUCCAUUGAUAUUUCAAUUUUUUUUUUCUUUUUCUCUUCUGCAUCAUAAAUUCAAACAAACAGAAGAGAACAGAACAAGAACAGAUCCUCUCACUUAAUAUGGUCUACAGUAGGGUAUAGAAUAUGGUGUACAUAAAACAGUAAAAGAAAAUGACAAGAUAAAAGAAAAUCCAGAGUAGUAGCAGCACCACAGCAGCUGCUGAAGCAUAAAACACUCCUGCCAUUUUCGAUUUGCGAGCUCAAAAUCAAAGGACCCCCUCUCUUCUUCUCCUCCAGUCUUCCCACACAACAAAAAUAAAAACUUUUUUCUUUUUCUUUUCCUCCCCUUCUUCUCUUUCUGUCUUUUUCUUUCUCUUUCCCUACCCACCAACUCUUCUUUAGCCCCCCUUCAAAUUUAGACCUUUCACUUUCUUCCCCUUAAGAAAUAAGGAAAUUUUAAGCUUCUCUUUCACUAAAGACUGGAGCUUUAUUAGUUUUUCUUCAUUUUUCCUGAGGUUUCUUGAUGAUUCUCUUACUGGGUUCUUCUUCUCUCAAUUCUGGAUUGUGGGUUUCUUCUCUAAUGCCCGAAUAUUGAGUCUUUUCUUUUUUUAUUUGGUUUCCUUCUUUCUCUUUUUUCCUUUAGAGGAAAAAAAGCGGAAUAGAGGAAGAAGAGGUGGGAGUGACGCAGUUCUUGCAUUGUUUUUUCCUUUUUGUUUUUAUUUUGCGGUGCUUCUAGAAGGAAAGACAUGACAUUUGCUCUUCAGUUACUGUGAUAUCCAGCUGUCAAUCCCGGCAUAAAGCUCCUCCAUUUGUCCACUUUGCACCAUCUGGUGUUUCAUCCCUUUUUAACAUUUUUUGAGGUUUGGGUUAAAAAAAAAAUAAAAUUCGAGUUCUGUUUCCUGGGUUGAAGUGAAAUUCGCUGGAUUUGUGUUGAUUGAGCUCAAGCCUGUAAAUGCUCCAACAUUUGUGUACCUUGGUGGGGUCUUAAGUUCUAAUUAAUUUCCUUAAGGGGUUCAGAAGGCCUUAAUUUUUUGUUGUUGAUAAGUUUUUUGGACUAAUACAGCUGGAAUUUGUUGUUGGGCUAUUCACUUUCGGCGAACGUUGUCCUGAACUUGGAGCCUUCUUACGAAAGAUUAGAGUUCCUGUAAGAAGAGGUUACAGCCAAACUGAACUACAUAGAGAGAUGUGUCGGAGCAGGUUUAAUGUGAAAAGGAAGAUAGAAGAAUGGGAUUAGUUUUUGUCAGCAUGCUUGUGUCUGCAAAAUCAGCCCAUUAGCUUUAGUUGAGCUUUUUUUUUUUUGGCUCUACCUUAGUUGUGAGGGUUGAAUUGUGUGAAGUUUUUUUAGUGUUAUUUGGAGUCCAUAAGGAAUCAAGAUCAGCCGUUUCGAUUUUGGUAGCUGAUAUCAUCUCACUAUAGAACAAUUUUGAGUAAAAAACAAAGGCACAAAAGGGCUAUUGCUUCAGAAACUGUUACUCCUAUCUCUGUUUGAGUCCACAUUUAGAGCUGCAGAGUUCUGUUGUGUUUUCACAAAACUCUUGUGCAUUUGGUUGAGUUUGUGAAGUUGAAGAAUGGCGAUGGUGGCACAGCAUCAUAGGGAGAGUAGCAGUGGGAGCAUUAGCAAGCAUAGUAGUAGUAUGGAUGCUGGAAAAUAUGUCCGAUACACAGCUGAGCAAGUUGAAGCUUUGGAGAGGGUUUAUGCUGAGUGUCCUAAGCCCAGCUCGUUGCGUAGGCAGCAAUUGAUUCGGGAAUGUCCAAUUCUAUCCAAUAUUGAACCUAAACAGAUCAAAGUAUGGUUCCAGAAUCGAAGGUGUCGAGAGAAGCAGCGAAAAGAGUCUUCACGGCUCCAGACAGUAAAUCGAAAGUUGACUGCCAUGAACAAACUGUUGAUGGAAGAAAAUGAUCGCUUGCAGAAGCAGGUCUCACAGCUGGUGUGUGAGAAUGGUUAUAUGCGGCAACAGCUACAAACUACAUCUGGUGCAACUGCUACUGAUGCAAGUUGUGAAUCAGUGGUAACCACCCCACAGCAUUCUCUGCGAGAUGCUAACAACCCUGCAGGACUCCUAUCGAUUGCAGAGGAGACCUUGGCAGAGUUCCUUUCAAAGGCUACAGGAACUGCUGUCGAUUGGGUCCAGAUGCCUGGGAUGAAGCCUGGUCCGGAUUCGGUUGGGAUCUUUGCCAUUUCCCAUAGUUGCAGUGGAGUGGCAGCUCGAGCCUGUGGUCUUGUUAGUUUAGAACCAACAAAGAUCGCAGAGAUCCUUAAAGACCGUCCAUCUUGGUUCCGGGAUUGUCGGAGCCUUGAAGUUUUCACAAUGUUUCCUGCUGGAAAUGGAGGGACAAUUGAGCUUGUGUACACUCAGACGUAUGCUCCCACUACAUUAGCUCCUGCAAGGGAUUUUUGGACUCUGAGAUACACGACCACCUUGGAGAAUGGUAGUCUUGUGGUGUGUGAGCGUUCUCUCUCUGGUACUGGCGCUGGUCCAAAUGCAGCCGCUGCCUCUCAAUUUACAAGGGCUGAUGUGCUUCCAUCUGGUUAUCUGAUAAGGCCAUGUGAUGGUGGUGGAUCAAUCAUACACAUUGUUGAUCAUUUGAAUCUUGAGGCAUGGAGUGUUCCAGAGGUGCUGAGACCACUUUAUGAAUCAUCAAAAGUUGUAGCACAGAAAAUGACUAUUGCAGCAUUACGAUACAUCAGACAAAUAGCUCAAGAGACAAGUGGAGAGGUGGUGUAUGGUUUAGGCAGGCAACCAGCAGUACUGAGAACAUUUAGCCAGAGGCUAAGCAGAGGGUUUAAUGAUGCAAUCAAUGGGUUCAACGAUGAUGGUUGGUCAUUAUUAAGCUGUGAUGGGGCAGAAGAUGUAAUCAUUGCAGUCAACUCUACCAAGAGCCUGAACAGCUCCACCCCCUCUCUUUCCCUGCUGGGAGGUGUUCUCUGUGCAAAGGCCUCCAUGCUUCUCCAGAAUGUCCCUCCUGCUGUGCUUGUUCGGUUCUUGAGGGAGCACCGUUCAGAGUGGGCAGACUUUAACGUUGAUGCAUAUUCUGCCGCUUCAUUGAAAGCUGGAUCCUAUGCAUAUCCAGGGAUGCGGGCUACAAGGUUUACUGGAAGCCAAAUUAUUAUGCCUUUGGGUCACACAAUUGAACACGAGGAGAUGCUAGAAGUCAUCCGACUUGAAGGGCACUCACUGGGUCAAGAAGAUGCUUUUAUGUCAAGAGACAUUCAUCUUCUACAGAUGUGCAGCGGAGUUGAUGAGAAUGCCAUUGGUUCCUGCUCUGAACUUGUUUUUGCCCCAAUUGAUGAAAUGUUUCCAGAUGAUGCCCCAUUGGUACCCUCGGGUUUUCGUAUCAUUCCUUUGGAAUCAAAAUCAGGGGAUGCACCAGAGUCAUUGAAUGCUCAUAGGACUUUGGACCUGACCUCAAGUCUUGAAGUUGGCCCCGCUCCAAGCACUACUUCAGCUGAUACAUCAUCUUGUCCCCGUUCAGUGUUAACUAUUGCGUUCCAGUUCCCCUUUGAGAAUAAUCUGCAGGAGAAUGUAGCGACAAUGGCACGGCAAUAUCUCCGUAGUGUCAUUUCAUCUGUGCAGCGGGUUGCUAUGGCCAUUUCUCCCUCAGGAGUUGGCCCCACUCUUGGACCAAAGCUUUCUCCAGGCUCUCCUGAAGCUCUUACACUAGCUCACUGGAUCUGUCAGAGUUAUAGUUAUCAUAUGGGGCAAGAAUUGCUGAGGGGUGAUUCUUUGAGUGGUGAUUCAUUAUUGAAGAAUCUCUGGCAUCAUCAAGAUGCCAUAUUAUGCUGCUCACUGAAGUCUCUGCCAGUUUUCAUAUUCGCGAACCAGGCUGGACUCGACAUGUUAGAGACAACUCUGGUGGCUUUACAGGAUGUUACAUUAGAUAAGAUUUUUGACGAAGCUGGUCGAAAGGCGCUAUUCGCGGAGUUUGCAAAGAUCAUGCAACAGGUAUGCUGAAUUCACCUUGAAAGACUGAAGCUGAUAGAUUCUCACCACGUGGUUGGGUCCUUUGGGAAUAACCUCUAUUUCUUAUCAUAUGAUGCAUCCGAAUAUUGACAGACAUUUAUGCUUAGUUAUAUACUGAAUUUGAGACUACAUAGGCUGCUUGGAUAUUCAGGGUUAAUUCUGAAGCCUACCUGAGUUCAUCUCAGUUGACAAACUCCUUUUUAUGCUCCCUUAAACUUGUUAUUCUCUAACGAAUUACAGCAUCCUCUGUUCUCGUUAUUGCUCAUGCUUCUGUUGUAUCUCUGGUAUUCAAGUUGCUCCACUGAUUAACUUAAAAAUUGCAUGCGAUACUUGUGGUGCUGCGGAAUUUAUGUAUGACAAUGUAAAGCUUAUUAUACUGUUUGACGUGGCAAACAUUAUUCCUUUACUCAGGGAUUUGCAUGCUUGCCUGGU
Oldenlandia corymbosa var. corymbosa is the source of this 5067-nucleotide messenger RNA. Lineage: Eukaryota; Viridiplantae; Streptophyta; Magnoliopsida; Gentianales; Rubiaceae. The record is from the annotation of a GenBank genome assembly.